This is a messenger RNA of Didymodactylos carnosus, 537 nucleotides long. Lineage: Eukaryota; Metazoa; Rotifera; Eurotatoria; Philodinida; Philodinidae. The record is from the annotation of a GenBank genome assembly.
AUGAGAUGUUGGGCAUGCGCCUACGACCUGUUCGAUUUCCAACACAGUGAAUUUUCUGUGUACGAUUAUCAAACUCGAAAACGUCUACUCUAUCGUAUUGAAACAAAGUUUGGCCGGUCACACAAUGCCAGUAUUGUCCAAAUGUCCGCUAGUAAUGAAGAAAAGAAUAAAAUUAUUGUCGGAAAAAUUCGUGGACAACCACAAGUUUUUAACAAGUACAACGGUGAAUUUAAAAUUUUGGACAUAGACAGUGGAAAAUGGAAAGUUGGUACAAUUAAACAGAAGGGUACAUUCUUUUCAUCGUUGAUAUAUGAUAUUAAUUAUGGUGGACUGCGAGUGACGAUGGAAGAGAAAUGGAAUGAUUUGACAAUGAAAUAUAUCGCAAAUAAUCGAACGUACGCAACCUAUCGGCGACAUCUAUUUUUCAACUUAAAUACCUACGAUCUCAAUAUUUAUAACGAUGAAUUACCGGUCACAUUUUAUUUGAUUGGUCUGGCUGUAGUCGAAAGAAAACCUUCGAUGGCAAAAGGACGUUAA